CCACUUUAAUUCCCCAUUCCUGAAUUUUGUUUUAGUCUGAUAUUGAGAUCAAAAUGGUAGUUGAGGCUACUCUGUCAGAUGCUGAGCUUGCGAGACAGAAGCAGAUCGACGAUUGGCUUCCCAUCACUUCUGCUAGGAAUGCCAAAUGGUGGUACUCGGCUUUCCACAAUGUCACUGCCAUGGUUGGGGCUGGUGUCCUUAGUCUUCCUUUUGCCCUUGCAGAGCUUGGCUGGGGUCCUGGUAUCGUUAUCCUUAUUAUGUCAUGGAUCAUCACCCUAUACACACUAUGGCAAAUGGUUGAGAUGCAUGAAAUGGUGCCUGGCAAGCGGUUCGAUAGGUAUCACGAGCUGGGUCAACAUGCCUUUGGGCCGAAGCUAGGGCUCUGGAUUGUGGUGCCCCAACAGGUAGUUGUUGAGGUUGGUGUUUGCAUAGUCUAUAUGGUGACAGGAGGAAAAUCAUUGAAGAAAGUCCAUGAUGUGCUUUGUCCUAGCUGCCAAGAUAUCAAGACCACAUACUGGAUUAUGAUUUUCGCUUCUUCUCACUUUGUGCUCUCCCAUCUCCCCAACUUCAACUCCAUGUCUGGUAUCUCACUUGCCGCAGCAAUCAUGUCCUUAAGUUACUCAACUAUUGCAUGGACAACUUCAUUACACAAGGGGGUCAUACCAGAUGUGGACUACAGCUACAGAGCCAAAAGUACCCCUGGAAUUGUGUUUAACUUCUUUGGUGGGUUGGGUGAUGUAGCAUUUGCCUAUGCUGGUCACAAUGUGGUUCUGGAGAUCCAAGCAACCAUUCCUUCAACGCCGGAUAAGCCUUCCAAGGGUCCCAUGUGGAAAGGAGUGGUUGUGGCAUACAUAGUUGUGGCUCUAUGCUACUUCCCUGUUGCUAUUGUUGGGUUUUAUAUCUUCGGAAACAGGGUUGAAGACAACCUCCUCAUCUCGCUGGAGAAACCAGCUUGGCUAAUUGCAGCUGCUAACCUGUUUGUCGUGGUUCAUGUCAUUGGAAGCUAUCAGGUAUUUGCAAUGGGGGUGUUUGACAUGCUUGAAACCUUUUUGGUCAUGAAAAUGAACUUCAAACCCAGUUUUGUCCUCCGCUUUGUUACUCGAACUACAUAUGUUGCAAUUACUAUGUUUAUUGGCAUUGCAAUCCCUUUCUUCGGUGGCCUUCUCGGAUUCUUUGGGGGAUUUGCUUUCGCCCCAACAACAUAUUUCCUUCCCUGCAUCAUGUGGCUUGCCCUCUACAAACCGAAACCAUUCAGUCUAUCUUGGUGUGCAAACUGGUUUUGUAUCAUUCUUGGCGUUGCUCUGAUGAUUCUAGCUCCCAUCGGUGCACUAAGGAACAUCAUCCUCCAAGCGAAAACCUACAAGUUCUUCUCUUAAUCUACUACAGCCUGCAAAAAGCAAUGUUGACACCUACGAUAUUGAAGCUACAAAAAUUGAUGAUUAGAACCAUCAUAUAUAAACAACCUUGUCAAUAUCUCUUUGUUCAUGGUUUGGCUGAGUUUUCAAGUUUGAUAUAUUUUGGAACCUUCAAGGCUUGACAAGGCAAUCUCCUAUUGUGAUUAGGGAAAUAAUUAUGGCUGAUGACAUUGCUUUCAUCAUUAUAUGCUAGUAGGUGUAUUUGAAGAUGAGAAUAAGAAAUUUAGUGCUCUAGUUUUGUAAAUGGGCACUAAAAACAUCGCCAUCUUAUGUUCCUGAAUUUAUCUUUUUAAUUGAAUCAGAAGCCAUCAUUUCCCAUGUAGGCUCGUUUAUUUGUAACUGUAAGGAUUCCAAAUCAUGUCGAUUCCAACUUCAUGGUUAAAUAGGGGGUGUAUUCAUUU
Molecule: messenger RNA, 1816 nt
Organism: Rosa rugosa (rugosa rose)
Lineage: Eukaryota; Viridiplantae; Streptophyta; Magnoliopsida; Rosales; Rosaceae
Product: lysine histidine transporter 2-like
Exons: 6
Coding region: 54-1376 (440 amino acids)
Cellular component (GO): plasma membrane
Source: RefSeq, a predicted model, not a curated record